AAAACCCGGAUAUGACGGCGGUGCAGAAUCAUAACAGCUAAACUGUGACAGCUCGGCAGCGUCCUCAUAACAUGCGAUGGGAAGCGAUCCUGCAACCUUCAGGUUCAACGGACGUUAUCUAAGCCACAGCUCCAGGGGCCGGGGCGACGUUUCACCGAGCCGCGGAGGAAUGCUAACCCGAGGAAAGGGCUCGUUCGGUUAGGUUUGUCCCGUAGCUGCAGCCGCUGUUCCCCGGCUAACUGCUUAGCUGCCCCCCCUCCCCCGGCUAAUGGAAGCGGCUCCAUGGACGAUCUAUGGGCCGAACAUGACCAUAUAUAGACCGGCCGCAGAGCUCCCUCGCCGGUGAAAUGUAAACGGUGGCUCGCUGCGGAGAGGCUGACAAAGGGCACCCAGAGAAAACCCCCCAAACUCGGCUCGAGGUGGAAGGAGUGCGCCACUGGCACCAUGUCGUCCGAGCAGAUCAUCGCCAUCGUCAUGGAUGACAAAAUCUACGAGGUGAACAAGAAGAAGCUGAUCGAGAAGAGCGACUACUUCCGCGCCCUGUACAGCUCCGGGAUGCGGGAGUCCACGGAGGACUCGGUGCAGCUGCAGGGGCUCAGCGUCCCGGGCCUGGAGCUGGUCCUGGAGUUCAUCAACACCUCCAAGGUCCAGGUGGUCAACGAGACCCUGGAGGACCUGAUCGAGACCGCCUCCUUCCUGCAGGUCACCUCCAUCCUCAAGCUCCUGACCUCGGAGAUCCGCCUGGACAACUGCGUGGAGCUGUACAGCCUCUCCGAGGUCUACGGGACCCACGACCUGCGCAACGCCUGCCUCAAGUACAUGAGCUGCCACUACCACCCCAUGCUGAGGCGGCCCGAGUUCAGCCGCCUCCCCCCGGCCGUCAGGGAGGAGGUCAGGGAGAUGCGCAUGAAAGGCACCGCCACCCUCAUCGCCAUCGGAGACUUCACCUGUCUGUCCCUGGACGUGCCUUACCAGGACGAGACCUGGUCCAUGCUGAGGUACGGAGAAGUGGAGCAGCGGUGGAAGCCACUGGCCAACAACCUCCCUCCAGACAUGAUCAACGUCAGGGGCUACGGCUCGGCCGUGCUGGACAACUACCUGUUCAUCGUGGGCGGCUACAGGAUGACGAGUCAGGAGAUCUCUGCCGUGCACUGCUACAACCCCAGCAGGAACGAGUGGAACCAGGUGGCUCCGCUCAACCAGAAAAGGUCCAACUUCAAGCUGCUGGCGGUGCAAGGGAAGCUGUACGCUGUGGGGGGGCAGUCCCUGGGCACGGUGGAGUGUUACAGCCCGGAGCAGGACUGGUGGACCUGCUUGUCCUCGAUGCCCGACCCGCUGGCCGAGUUCUCCGCCUGUGAAUGCCAGGGGAUGAUCUACAUCAUGGGUGGAUACACUGCAAGAGACAGGAACACAAACGUCCUCCGUUACUGCCCCACCUCCGACACCUGGACGGUGUUCCGGUCGUGCUCCGCUCACAUCCGUAAGCAGCAGAUGCUCUCAGUGGAGGACACCAUCUACCUGGUGGGCGGCUACACCCACGAGCUGGAGGCGGGGCAGCGGCAGCGGCGUCCCAGCCAGACGGAGGACGUGCUGACGGUGCAGUCCUACAACAUCUCCACGGGGGAGUGGUUCCAUCUGAAGGAGAACACGUCCAAGUCGGGCCUGAACCUGACGUGCACGCUGCACAACGACGGCAUCUACAUCAUGAGCCGGGACGUGAGCCUGCCCACCAGCCUGGAGCACCGCGUCUUCCUGAAGUACAACAUCUUCUCCGACGCCUGGGAGGCCUUCAGGCGCUUCCCGGCUCUGGGACAGAACAUGCUGCUGUGCUCGCUUUACCUCCCCAACAUGCUAUGAUCCACGGGGACGAUGGGGGAAGACGUCGGUGAACAGACAGACAGAGGAGCCGCCGCAGCAUUAAUAUAGACCAGUGUGUGGCUUGCUUGUCAUUAACGGGAACAGUGUCUGGGUGUCAGGCGGAAAACCUUGUGACCACUGUGCCUCAAAAAGAAAAGAAAAGCACUACUACAUUGUACAUAACUGCUGUGGAUGCAAAAACUAAAGCUACAACAAGUGUGAAGAUGAUGAAGCGCCAUGGCCCCCGAAGGUCGACAGCAUCAGAACAGAUUGUGUGGCUCUCAUGUGUUAAAGUGAAGGUUGCAUUCAAAUCACAGAGAUGCUCGUCUGUUUCUCUGAAGACGAUUAUACAGAAGUGUUUGAAGAAGCUGCUCUGAAGUUAUUAACAGAAUCCUCCUGUUUCCUAAUUUACGACUUGUUCCUGAUUCAGGAGCCAGAUUAGGAAACAGAUAAAAAAUUUGGGAAUAAGCAUGAACCUGCAUAUAUGAGCAUAACAGCAGUUAGUGGUAUUCAACAAGCUUCUGUGUUUUUCAGAGAAACCGAUGGUUAUAAUUGGAAUUUCACACUAAUACAUGACUGGCCACAAACCGGGGCUUAUUAUAACAGCAUGCGUGAAAAAAAUCGAUUGGCCGCAGAACUCCUCAUGUUUACACUCCACAUAUGGUGUUGAUGUAAGUUUCCAUCCAUAAUUCACUACAGACCUUAAAAUAUCUUAGAAGCGAAACACAGGUAUUCCCUCGAUUGUGCUGCACAUGGGAGAUUAUCCCUAAAUAAUGGUUUUGGUUUUACACUGCCAGGUUUAUGGGGAUUGGAAGUUUCUUGAGUGGUGGCGUGUUAAGAGGCUCGGGGGGGUACGUCAUGUGUCGUACGUACACUCGCACACUUGUCUUAUUUCCUAGAGACACACCAUACAAAGCUUAAAGGGCAAUUCCAUGAAAUGGACGAUGCACAUGUGCCUUCUGCAAACUCAGUUAAGUCGAAACUUGAUACGAAAAAACAAACAAAAAAAAGCACAAAAUGCAAAAUUGUUAUGUCGCCAGCAACUGACCAAAACUGCUGUGUUUGUAUUUUACUUUCUGCUGAAGCAAGAUUUGUAAUCGAGGUACUUCUCAGUUCCUUGAAUAAAUAAUGUGUGUGUGUGUGCGUGUGUGUUUGUGUGCGUGUGAGAAGGUUUGCAAAAAUAAUCCGCAAAGUUAAUUUUAUUCCUUGAACUCGUCAGUUUGUGAAUGAAAGCUGCACUGAGAGCGUUUUGAUGGAUUUCAGCUUUUUUCUGCUUUAAUUAUCAGUUUGACCAUUUGGAUGAAUUGAGGUCACGAUAAUAAAGAUGAUGUUCAGGGUC
Molecule: messenger RNA, 3196 nt
Organism: Platichthys flesus (European flounder)
Lineage: Eukaryota; Metazoa; Chordata; Actinopteri; Pleuronectiformes; Pleuronectidae
Gene: klhl42
Product: kelch-like family, member 42
Exons: 3
Coding region: 445-1857 (470 amino acids)
Molecular function (GO): protein binding
Source: RefSeq, a predicted model, not a curated record